Messenger RNA from Puntigrus tetrazona (Sumatra barb), 3166 nucleotides. RefSeq names its product purinergic receptor P2X, ligand-gated ion channel, 1 (gene p2rx1). The coding region runs from base 180 to 1382 and encodes 400 amino acids. Gene Ontology annotation, molecular function: purinergic nucleotide receptor activity; extracellularly ATP-gated monoatomic cation channel activity; ATP binding. Gene Ontology annotation, biological process: monoatomic cation transmembrane transport; response to ATP. Gene Ontology annotation, cellular component: plasma membrane; nuclear inner membrane. NCBI's taxonomy places the organism in Eukaryota, Metazoa, Chordata, Actinopteri, Cypriniformes, Cyprinidae. The transcript has 13 exons. The record is from RefSeq and is a predicted model, not a curated record.
UUAGAAGAGAGAGAGAGAAAGAGAGACAGAGAGAGAGAGAGAGAGAGAGACCGAUAAAGCUGAGGCGAGCUAGGAAGUCAGAUAUUAGCCCUCUGUAAACAUCUUACAGUGAACAAGAACCCUGCGAAGACAGAGAAGAGGAUACAAUACAACCACUCUUUCCAUUCAACGAGAGAAGGAUGAAACCUCAAAUUAAAAGAACUUUAUCAAACUUCUUCUUUGAAUACGAAACACCCCGACAGGUUCUGGUCAGGAAUAAACGAGUUGCGGUCGUGUGCCGACUCAUCCAAAUGGGUGUUCUAGCCUAUAUCAUUGGGUGGGUCUUCAUGUAUGAGAAAGGCUACCAGGCGAUAGAUAUCGCCAUAGGCUCCGUCCUCACCAAGAUGAAGGGAGUCUCCUUCACAAAUAUCAGUCAAAAGGAGAGGAUAUGGGAUGCAGCUGAUUUUGUUUUCCCUGAACAGGGUGGCUCAUCUUUUGUUGUGAUGACGAACUACAUUGCCACAGUGGGACAGAAACAGGACAAAUGUCCUGAGCUGCCAGAUGGGAAGAACAAGAACAAGUGCGUUACCGACCAGGACUGUGAUGAGGGCAAAUACAAACGUACGGGAAAUGGGCACAUGACGGGCAAGUGCAUAAGUAAUACCAGUACUUGUGAGAUCUACUCCUGGUGUCCAGUCGAAGAUGACCGUCAAAUACCAGACCCUCCAGUCCUGCUGACAGCAGAAAACUACACAUUGUUCAUCAAAAACUCUAUUACUUUUCGACAGUUUAAUGUAGUAAGGAGUAACUUGGUAGAGAGUGUGAAUCAGAGUUACAUCAGUACCUGUUUGUAUCAUCCCAAGACUGAUCCGCUGUGUCCCAUCUUCAGACUCGGAGACAUUGUUGAGCGUUCUGGGUUCAAUUUCUCAGACAUAGCUCUUGUGGGCGGUGCUGUUGGAGUCCUCAUCGACUGGGACUGCAAUCUGGACCUCAGUAUCAGAUACUGCAAACCAAAGUAUGAAUUCUGUGGUCUUUAUGGAACAGGGAAAAAUGAAAGAGAAGAGAAAGCAUCAUUGGGAUACAAUUUUAGAUAUGCUAAAUAUUAUGUGGAGAAUGGGGUGGAGAAGAGAACACUAAUGAAGGUGUUUGGUGUACGGAUAGACAUCAUUGUUCACGGAAGGGCAGGAAAAUUUGAUAUCAUCCCAACGUUCACGGCUAUAGGCUCAGGAGUAGGAAUCUUUGGAGUGGCAACCGUUGUGUGUGAUUUGCUGCUCCUAUAUUUGGUUCCAAAGAGAGAUUUCUACAAAAACAUGAAAUUCAAGCAUACAGAAAUCCCGGAAGAGAAGCCAGCCUUGCCCCAGUCGCAGACAGAAAAAGAUGUGCCAAAGUUGUGGUCACAGUAAUUCAGAUCUUUGCUGCGCACAGGAGUGAAGUCAGGACGGCUGCCAUGACGACUGACUAUUGCACUGAAGACAAGAGAGCGAAAAAAAACCCCACCUCGACACUGGAGCUUAAACAAGACAGCUGGGAGACUUGACACACAGAGCUGUCAGACAUCACUAUUCCUUUCUAAAUCACAAUUCCGUCCCUGCUACUGAGGAAAAAUAUUAAAUCGCCGUCAACUAAUACCCGCUGGAUGUGUUCAUACCGAGUGGCUCAGGACUGUAAAGGUACACAAUUCUUUACAAGGUUCCCAAAGUUUUUGGCAAUUACCAUGUAAUGUCUGGAUAAGCCAUGCUCUGGAUACAGUAUCCUGUAUGCUUUAAAAUAGCUAUUUUUGUACUGAUAGGUGUUUUUUAAUAGGUUUUUGUAGCAAGUCAAACUGUGAGCCUCUAAUUUGUGUGUGAAAUAAACUAUAAACGGUCAGCGGACAGUAUAAGCUUAAAACUAACCAGCUCUUAAAGUGCCCCUUUUAAUGGAUUUAAAAAAAAAAAAACCUUUCACGCAGUAAGAGCCGCAGCCCUGCAGAGUUUUGCUUCAGCGCUAAUCAAACUCACCUGAUCAAGCUAUUCAAGGUCUGACCGGUUACUUGGAAGCUACAGACAGGUGCGUUUGAAUUCGAGUUGGAGCUGAACUCUGCAGGGCUUCACCUACCUUCACCAACCCCCGCUCUGAGUGAAACAUCACGCAAAGUUAUGAAUCUGAAAGUGCACCUUGUGUAAAGUCAAAAGAAAGAGUUGAAUUGAAUCAAGUAAUUUGUAAAAGGUAUCAUGAGCUGGUUCGUGUUGACUACUUGUUGCACACGCAGACCUGGAAAAACUUUUGGUAUUGGUUUGAAUAAAAAUGCUAAUUAGUUCUUUUGGGACUCCCAAAACCAAAAUACGAACCUUUUAUAACCCAUAAUAGGAGCACUUUAAAGACUGUUGAGUGAUUUAGGCCUUUGGUUUUUGCUCAUUCACAAAACACUGAGCAUAGAAACAUAGCGCGCUCUAUGUCUAAAGUCUGGUAUUUCAUUGUUCGUACGCGGCCUUCUGGACCGUUUGAUUUAAGUGGUGAAAUCAGUAGUCAUCAUGCAUAUAUUUAUUUGUUUAAAAAGCAGUUGUGUAAUCAUUGUGCAAAACGGCUCAGGAAGAGUUGAGGGUCUCUGGACACUCAUGCAGUCCCUUCUUACCUAACAAAAUAGUUUGGUCUCGCUUCAUUUUGGAGUAAAUUCUCACUAUUAAUAAACUCCUAAAUUGCUGCUUAUUAAUAGUUAGUAAGGUAGUUAAGUUUAGGGGCUCUUGGGGCUCUAACAUACAGAGAAUAUGCAGAAUAAGGCAUUCAUUAUUCGUCAUCACUAUAAGAGCUAAAGGUUCAAUCGAUAUGCAAGUAAUAUGCAUGAGCAACUGGCUUAUCGUGAGAAAUGGUCCCUAAACUGAAGUGUUACCAAUAAUUGAAACUCACACAAAAAAUAAAACCCUUUCAGGGCGAUAGAAAAACCUCUCUGCUUUGCACUGGCAUCUUGAUACGUUUUAUUUAAAACAAUGACUUGCUUUUAUUUGUUGGAAUUUACCUCAAUUUAACGGUUUCUUUUUUUUAUUGAACGACUUAUUGUGUACAGAAAACUAUUUUAAAGACUAGCUACUGUUGGAUGUAUUAUUAUUAGGUCAAUUUCAUUGACUGAUUCCGAGUUCAUUUUUAUCACGGGAAACUGAAAAUAAUAAUACAAUCCUAAAUGAGAAAAGAUAAAGAAGAAACCUGAAUCACC